GAUUCGAAGGAAGAGCACAUUCCGAGGGCCGAUAAAUCGAACCGAGCGUCGUCUUGUUCUUUUCUUUACGUCAUAAUUUAGCUGGAAGUAUCCGAUCGUUGUCGAAGACGAUGAUGGUAGCGACUGCGAUGACCGAUGAUGACGGUGGUGGUGGUGGUGGUGGUGGCGGUGGCAGCAGCGACGACGACGAUGAUAAAGGUGUGAGUCGAGUAAGUUAACGUUAGAAGAGCGCGCGCGACAACGUGCGCGUCUUCCAAGGCCGUUCCCAAGGCCGCUCCCAAGGACGCUGCUUCAAGGCCGUUUCCGUGGGGGAUUCGAAGGGACUUCCCCAAGAGAGAAAGCGGACGCGGACGCGGACCGACCGACCGACCGACCGAAUCAACGAGGGGGAAAGAGAUGGAUGGAUAAACAGGCAGAUCAAGAGGGAGGGAAACGGAGAGGAAAAUAGAGAAUCGAAUAAUAAUCGACUGUCGGCCAACCGAAUUUGAUUCGAAUACGCUGUUAUCGUUGGAGCUAGCGGUGAGGCAGGCGCACGCGACAACGGAAAUGACGGCAUUCGUAUUUCAACAUGGCAGCUACUGAACAACGUAAACAGACUGGCAAUUACGGGCUCUCGUAUGUUGGCGGAAAAACUUCGAUGACGACUCUCGAUGAGAACGUGAAUCCUGUACCACGGGAGUUCCAGACAAUGGAUAAAAUUGAUUACUUGGGAAAGAGAGAACGCAUAGAGACAGUAUCUAUGAACAAUCAAAAUGAAGAUACAACAGAUUUUGGAUAUCCGGUACAAGUGGUACUUGCACAGCCUGACCAUACAUUUGAGUUAGACGAAGAGGCGUUGUCCAAAAUUCUACUUCACGAUAAUAUAAAAGAUAGAAGUGUUGUGGUCGUGUCCGUGGCAGGUGCAUUCAGGAAAGGCAAAAGUUUUCUACUCGACUUUUUUCUUCGUUAUAUGAACGAUAAGUACAGUAAGGGAAAAAGUUCUGAUUCUUGGUUGGGUAAAGACGAUGAGCCUCUAAAAGGAUUCUCGUGGAGAGGAGGUUCUGAAAGAGAUACUACAGGAAUAUUAAUGUGGUCGCAAGUUUUUCCUGCUACUUUACCCAGUGGAGAAAGAGUUGCUAUAAUACUAAUGGAUACGCAAGGUGCUUUUGAUAGUCAGUCAACUGUCAGGGAUUGUGCUACAGUCUUCGCGUUAAGUACGAUGUUGUCUUCUGUACAAAUUUACAAUUUGUCACAGAAUAUCCAAGAAGACCAUCUUCAACAUUUACAACUUUUCACCGAAUAUGGUAGACUAGCUUUGGAAAAAUCAGGAAGUACGCCCUUUCAAAGUUUGCAGUUUCUAGUAAGAGAUUGGUGUUACCCGUAUGAAGCUGAUUAUGGCGCAAAAGGAGGACAGAAAGUAUUGCAAAGAAGAUUAGAAAUAUCUAAUAAGCAACAUCCAGAAUUACAAAGCUUAAGAAAGCACAUUAAGUCUUGCUUUUCGGAUAUAUCUUGCUUUCUUAUGCCUCAUCCAGGUUUAAAAAUCGCUACAAAUCCUAAAUUUGAUGGUAGACUAUCAGAAAUUGAAUCAGAGUUCAAAGAACAAUUAAAAGUUCUUAUUCCAAUGAUACUAGCACCAGAAAAUUUGGUCACCAAAAAGAUUGAUGGUCAAGUUGUAAAAGCCAGAGAUCUGCUUGAAUAUUUCAAGAGUUAUAUCAAAAUUUAUAAAGGGGAUGAAUUACCGGAACCAAAAAGUAUGCUUGUUGCUACAGCCGAAGCUAAUAAUCUGUCAGCCGUAGCAGAGGCAAAAGAUGUAUAUUUACAGUCGAUGGAAAAUGUUUGUGGAGGAAUCAAACCAUUUUUGGCUACUGCUCUCUUAGAUGCAGAACAUCAGCGGUGCAUGGACAGUGCUAUACAUCACUUCCAAAAUAAACGAAAAAUGGGUGGAGAUGAAUUUAGUCAAAUGUAUAUGGAAAAAUUAAUUAAGGAUAUGGAUGAAGCUUAUCUUCAGUUCAAAGCGCACAAUGAAAGUAAAAACAUUUUCAAAGCAGCACGAACUCCAGCAGUGUUCCUCGUGAUAGCUGUCACUAUGUAUAUUUUAUCUGGUAUAUUUGGACUAGUUGGUUUAUACGGUAUAGCGAAUACAUGCAACAUAAUUUUGGGCAUUGCAUUACUUACAUUCGUUUUUUGGGCAUAUGUAAAGUACAGCGGAGAAUUACACGAAAUGGGUACGCGAAUAGAUGAACUAGCAAAUGCUAUAUGGGAAAACUUCAUGAAAGUACUUUAUCAACAAAUUGUGAAGAAGUCAAUUUCUGUAGCAGUGGUGGCGCAGGCCGCUGAAUUGGCAACAAACACGACAAUGAACGUCACUAGCACUGCCAAUGGCAAACCAAAAAUAUCAUAAUGAUCAUUCCCUCCAUUUUUGGAUAUUUUAGAUGCAUAAAAGCAUACGUCAGUAAAUUAACACCAAUAAGUGGCAUAACAAAAUUUUCUAAUAUAUUUUCAUUUAUACGUAAAGCCAUAAGAAAUUUUCCUUUUUUUAAUGAUGAAAUAUGUUUAUAAUUUGGAUUGAUUAAAUUGAAGCGAAUGAGAAUGUACAUAUGUACAUAAUGAUCUAACAAUAUCAGUGUUAGAUCAUUGAAAAUUCCGGCUAUUAACAUUGUCUAUGAUUAUUACUAUUGUAUUGUUAUAGACUUAAACAGGUCUUAUAUUUAUAAAUAAUAAUGUCAUAGUCAUAAAUUAUAAUACAUUGACAAAUAUUUUUUAUAAUUUUUAUAAUUAGAAUAUCAAUUUUUGGAAAAACUUUUACAAUUUUUUAUUGCCACAAAUUUGGUGUAAUUAGUUCGCAUUAUGUUUGUGCCAGAAACUUAAUAAUGUACUCUACUUAUUUUUUUAUCGAAUACAAUAUAAAUAACACAAAUUGUUAUCAUUAACUACUGAUUCUAUAUAAUGUUCAAGCCCCUUGAAUUCUAAUGGGAUCAUGAAUUCUCUUCUUUUUUUUCCUUGUUAAUAAUAAUAUGUUAUGUUAAAAAUCCAGUUACAUAAAAUUUUAUUAACUAUAUUAUAAAUGUGACAUUCAUGAUCCAAAAUAAGAAGACUAUGUGGGAAUCUUAUAAUAUUUUUAAUUGAUGGUAUUAUUUUGUAUUUUGUAUGUUCAAAAACUUUAAGAGAUGUGUUAUCCAACUAUACAAACGCAACUGAGAUAUACAUGCCAUAUUGAUGUAACAUGCGACUAUGUUAACUCGACAGAAUAAUAAUCUGCAGAGAGAGUCUAUAUGUUCUGUAAGAUUGUAUUAUCUAAUUUAAUUAUAAGAUAAAUAUUGUUGCCAAUGUGGUAUUAAUAUUGAUAAAAAUUAUGUAUUGUAUAUGAUAGACUUUAUUUCCAAGAUUGCUCGUAUGAAAAGAAGCAGUAAAACGAUACCUGUGAUCAUUUUUUGUGAAAUGUCUAAUGUUAUAUUCUGUAUUAUAUCUAAUGUCGUUUAAAUUAUCUUUAUCUUUUUUUUUCUAAUUCUUCAACAAACAAAUAUUAUAAGAAAGCAUUAUUUUUGAUUUUCGAAAUAUUUAUAAAUUUUGUAUAUUAUGGAAAAGUCUCAAGAAAUAGUUUUCAAUCCUAUAGACGUCACUAUAACAAAUAUUCAUUGAGUAAUUGUGGAUAAUAAAACUCAUCGUAUGCAUGUAUCAAAAUUUAGUUAUCUUGCCAGAUAAAUAUUAAUGUAUUUUAUAUUUAAUUUUAUAUAUUUGGUAUAGUAAACAAUUUUAAUUUUCAAGCGUUUUUUCGUGUUUGUUUAGAUAUAAUUAAAACAUGAUGCAUGAGUUGAACUAAUUUUAUUUUAUAUAAUUAGUAUUCUUAUGACAGCUACAGCAUAAAAUUUGAUAUUAAUAUAUUAACAACAGAAUUUAUUACAAUACAAACAGUAAUUUAUACAAAAUUAUAAAACCAUGAUGUUUUACAAACAAGAAGAACAAUUGUAGUGGUUUUGGCAACAUUAAUAGUUUUUGCUAUUGUUAUGUUCUCUAUUACAUAUACAGUGUGUGACGUACAAUGAAUUAUAAAACUAAUUCAAUAGGAGAUUAUAAGUAAUUUAGUAAUUUCCACUUGCCAACAAUAACAUUUAAAUUUGCAUUGAAUUAUAAUUCGUAUAACUUUGUUUAAUAUGUUGCUUUAUGUAUUGUGGUUCAAUCUUUGAAAAAAAAACUCUAAUAAUCCUCUGUAAAUAUUUCAUCUGGAAAAAAGAAGAUGCAAAUAUGAAUAGACACGAAUUGUCUAUUUAUUUAGUGUUGAUUAAUGUUAUCAAAUUUAGAUUAUAUUGUAAUAGUAGUUAAAAUAUUUCAACUGAACAUAACUAUUCAUUGAUAUUGAUCAAACAGUAAAGUUAUUUUUCGUGGAUUAUUGUAAAAGGUGCCAUUGAAGUUGCCCGUAUCAUAUACAUGGAGAUUUGCAAUAACAUUUAUUUGAAAAGAAAAAAUUGCUUAAAGUUCUUCUUAUGUACAUAAUUUUAAUGUAAAAUAUUGUAAUUCAUAUGGAGAAAUCCAAUAUUAAUGUGUAAAUUAUAUGAAUUAAGUUGAGAUUGCAUAUUAAUGCUGACAUUUCUGUUUAUGCCAUUUGAUAUGAUCGUCAACGUUGUAAGCUUAAUAUAUUUGCAAUAGCAUUUUUACAGUAUAAGAAAAUAACUAAUUCGAACUGUUUAAGUUUACAAUAAAUUAUUUCAUUUAUUACACGUUCAAGAAAUUGCGUGUAUUGAAUGUAUCAUUUUCAUUUUGUGUGAAUAGAGUUUUUGAAAUAAUUUCACUUAUUAAACGCUUUCAUACUAACAAUAAAAUAUUUUCAAAACAAUAGAAGGAAUUCACAUUACAAUUAUAUUAUAUUAAACACUCAAUUAUUUAUCCUUUAAAUCUUUUUGUACCAAUACUGUAUUAAUACAACAUAAAAUAAAUUUCAAGUGUAUCCAUGUAUAUAAAAUUUAACUAUUGAGUAACAAAUGUAGGUAGAGAAUUGUUGGAAACUAUAUAAAUAAUACAAAUGCGUCAAAUAUGGUGUAAAAUUGUUAUGGGCAAAAUAAAUACGUAUUUUUC
This is a messenger RNA of Polistes canadensis, 5049 nucleotides long. It is a transcript of the gene atl, whose product is annotated as atlastin. The record is from RefSeq and is a predicted model, not a curated record. Gene Ontology annotation, molecular function: GTPase activity; GTP binding. NCBI's taxonomy places the organism in Eukaryota, Metazoa, Arthropoda, Insecta, Hymenoptera, Vespidae. Gene Ontology annotation, biological process: protein homooligomerization; endoplasmic reticulum organization. The transcript has 9 exons. Bases 569 to 2380 code for a protein of 603 amino acids.